ACUUCUGUAAAAAGUAGUAACCCAACCUAACCUCGCGCUUAAAAUCAGUAUUAGAAAAAAUUUUUUUGGAAAAAAAAAUAAACAAAUUAUUAGACAUAAAAAAUGUCUUACAAUGUAUUUAGGGGUCGAGGAUUAUCCUCAGUUCGCAAUCAGCUGAAAGUAAAUCUAGGAUUUUCCCAUGGGUUGAAACAAGCUUCAGUAUUUAAUAAUAUUAUUGUUCGUAAUAGCUCCGAUAAAGGCUACCGGCUUGAACGUGAUACCUUUGGAGAGUUGAAAGUACCAGCGGAUAAAUAUUAUGGAGCGCAAACUUUGAGAUCUGUUAUGAAUUUUCCUAUUGGUGAUAAAUCUGAGCGUAUGCCGUACAGAGUAAUAGUCGCAAUGGGAAUCUUAAAAAAAGCAGCCGCAGAAGUAAACAAGGAGUUUGGCCUUGAUCCAAAGGUAGCCGACGCGAUAAGCAAAGCCGCUGAUGAUGUAAUAAGUGGAAAACUUUACGAAGAUCAUUUUCCACUUGUAAUCUGGCAAACAGGUUCCGGUACCCAGUCAAACAUGAAUACCAACGAAGUAAUAUCUAACCGUGCAAUAGAAAUUCUUGGUGGAGAGCUAGGCUCAAAAAAACCUGUCCACCCUAACGACCACGUCAACAUGUCUCAGAGCUCGAAUGACACUUUCCCAACAGCAAUGCACAUCGCCGUGGCCUUGGAGAUCAACCAAAUUCUGCUACCCGGGUUGACCCAGCUCCACGCAGCGCUGAAAGCCAAAGCCAACGCCUGGAAGGACAUUAUUAAGAUCGGCAGAACUCACACCCAGGACGCGGUCCCGUUGACUUUGGGCCAGGAGUUCUCGGCUUACGCGACUCAAGUUGAGUACGGAAUCGCCAGAGUCAAGGACACUUUGCCGAGACUGUAUCAACUGGCUCUGGGAGGUACUGCCGUAGGUACUGGGCUGAAUACCAGGAAAGGAUUCGCUGAGAAGACAGCCGCUAGAAUAGCUUCGCUUACUGGCUAUCCGUUUGUCACAGCGCCGAACAAAUUUGAGGCUCUUGCUGCUCAUGACGCUAUCGUGGAAGUUCACGGUGCUUUGAAUACUGUUGCAGUCUCUAUCAUGAAGAUUGCCAAUGACAUCAGAUUCCUAGGAAGUGGGCCCCGCUGUGGACUCGGCGAAUUGUCGCUCCCAGAAAACGAACCAGGAAGCUCCAUUAUGCCUGGAAAAGUCAACCCGACUCAGUGUGAAGCUAUUACAAUGGUCUGUGCUCAAGUAAUGGGCAACCACGUCGCUACAACAAUCGGUGGUAGCAAUGGCCACUUUGAACUUAAUGUUUUCAAACCUGUUAUGGUUGCCAAUACUCUCAGAUCUGCUAGACUUCUUGGAGACUCCGCAGCAGCGUUUACUAAAAACUGCGUCGUUGGUAUUGAGCCGAAUAUUGACAAUAUCAAGAAAAUCAUGAACGAAAGUUUGAUGUUAGUCACUGCUCUUAAUCCACAUAUUGGAUACGACAAGGCCGCUGCAAUUGCUAAACAAGCGCACAAGCAAAAAUUAACGCUAAAAGAAUCAGCACUAAAGAACGGUCUUACUGAAGAACAAUUCAACCAAUGGGUUCGACCGGAACAAAUGUUGGGACCUAAGUAAAUUAAUCUAACUACCGUACAUAUUAUGUAAUUACUAAUUAUAAUUAAAGAGAAUGUUUGCGUAUGAUUUUUAUAAAA
Molecule: messenger RNA, 1703 nt
Organism: Cotesia glomerata
Lineage: Eukaryota; Metazoa; Arthropoda; Insecta; Hymenoptera; Braconidae
Product: fumarate hydratase, mitochondrial-like
Exons: 5
Coding region: 103-1626 (507 amino acids)
Biological process (GO): malate metabolic process; tricarboxylic acid cycle; fumarate metabolic process
Cellular component (GO): tricarboxylic acid cycle heteromeric enzyme complex; mitochondrion
Molecular function (GO): fumarate hydratase activity
Source: RefSeq, a predicted model, not a curated record